AAAACAUUAUAAAAAUUUCUUACAUUCCAAUAUUUUAUGCUUCAAAUAAAACUGGACCCAAAGUUGAGAAAGAGAGUCGAGAAAGCACAAAUCAAUAGUGCAUCUGUGAGUCAGAAGCUAAGGAAUAAGCAUACGAAAUGGUAGUCGCGUUGGGUUUCUCGGCACCAUUCAGCUUCUCAAUCACUUCUCAGAACAAACCCUCUUCUCUUCCUCUAUCUUCUUCCAGAAACCCAAAGAGGUCCAUAGUCUCUUCUACUUUGUCUUCUUCCUAUGGAAAUUUCUCAACAACUGGAUUAUCCAGCAAGACUUCCGGGUCACCUUUGCUGCUUGAUGAGAAGAAUUUUCAUGGUACCAGUACAAGUUAUGGUACUAUAGAAGCCAGAAAAGGAAAUCCACCCAUGAUGCCAGCAGUGAUGACCCCAGGAGGACCUUUGGAUCUCUCUACUGUGAUGUUUAGGAACCGGAUAAUCUUCAUAGGUCAGCCAGUGAAUGCACAGGUGGCUCAACGAGUCAUAUCACAGCUUGUGACACUGGCAACUAUUGAUGAAAAUACUGAUAUUCUGAUGUAUUUAAAUUGCCCUGGUGGAAGUACAUACUCUGUGUUGGCAAUUUAUGAUUGCAUGUCUUGGAUAAAGCCUAAGGUUGGAACAGUAUGUUUUGGUGUAGCUGCUAGCCAAGGAGCACUUCUUCUUGCAGGUGGUGAAAAGGGGAUGCGCUAUUCAAUGCCCAAUACACGUAUUAUGAUCCACCAACCACAAAGUGGAUGUGGGGGUCACGUGGAAGAUGUGAGGCGUCAAGUUAAUGAAGCAGUUCAAUCUCGCCAUAAAAUUGACAAAAUGUAUGCUGCUUUUACGGGACAAUCAAUAGAGAAAGUGCAACAAUACACUGAGAGGGAUCGUUUCUUAUCUGUUUCGGAGGCUAUGGAGUUUGGACUAAUCGAUGGCGUGUUGGAAACUGAAUAUUAGUUUCUUACUGAUUUGAGUGUUUUAACAUUCUUUUCUCUGUUGGGCAUUCUAGAGUUUAUUUCAAUGGCAGUUUGCAGAUGUGGUCGUUGGAACUGAAAUUUUAAGUUGUUUCCAAUAGUUUGAAUGGCACUUCCAUUUUAUUCUAUGAUGGAAUCUGGUUUAGCAUUGUAAUAAAUUAUUCUGAUAUGAACUUUUUACAGUUGGGAUU
Molecule: messenger RNA, 1173 nt
Organism: Humulus lupulus (European hop)
Lineage: Eukaryota; Viridiplantae; Streptophyta; Magnoliopsida; Rosales; Cannabaceae
Product: ATP-dependent Clp protease proteolytic subunit 6, chloroplastic
Exons: 9
Coding region: 138-965 (275 amino acids)
Biological process (GO): protein quality control for misfolded or incompletely synthesized proteins
Cellular component (GO): endopeptidase Clp complex
Molecular function (GO): ATP-dependent peptidase activity; serine-type endopeptidase activity; ATPase binding
Source: RefSeq, a predicted model, not a curated record